AUGGCUCCCUCAAAUCAGCCCAUCACACAGGUUCUCCUCGCCCGGGCACACUCUCCCGACAGCGCCAACCGUCUCUUUUCCGAGAAAAUCCAGUACCGACCGCUCUACCUCAGACCAAGCUCGCCACCGCCGCCAUCAAAUGCUCGAGAGGCCCGUCGCAAGGCCCGCGAAGAAUCAAAAAGGAAACAGAAGCUCAAGCCGAAACCUCUCUCGGCCCGCGAAAGACACAGGCGGGGCCUCUACGAAGUACCCCGCGAGGGCCAAAAAUACUCCAUCUUCGAACCCCUCCACCGCCUUUGGCUGGGCUAUAUUGAGGAAAUACUAGGCUCGGAGCUAUACACAGGCGGCGCCUCUGCGUCGGCAAAACUAAGUGCGGCCGAGUUUCACGGUGCUGCGGUUGAAGUAUCGCGCAGCUCCUGCCCAAGCAGGGUUGGCAUCAAGGGCAUCGUUAUUAAAGACGGCAAAUUCGCAUUCGAGAUCAUCACGCCAAUGAACUAUGUCAAGAUUGUACCAAAAGAGGGAACAUGGUUCAAAUUUGAAAUACCCGUCAAGGAGCCGGAUACAGAGUCAAACCCACAAGGCUCCCCGCGGCGAUUCGUUUUCGAGGUUCUUGGUGACCAAUUCCUGAUGCGCGGGGCGGAUCGAGCAAACAAAAAGUUCAAGCCUCACUACCUAAAAAACAUAUGA
This is a messenger RNA of Colletotrichum godetiae, 687 nucleotides long. RefSeq names its product Rof/RNase P-like protein. The transcript has a single exon. The coding region runs from base 1 to 687 and encodes 228 amino acids. The record is from RefSeq and is a predicted model, not a curated record. NCBI's taxonomy places the organism in Eukaryota, Fungi, Ascomycota, Sordariomycetes, Glomerellales, Glomerellaceae. Gene Ontology annotation, cellular component: ribonuclease MRP complex; ribonuclease P complex. Gene Ontology annotation, molecular function: ribonuclease P RNA binding. Gene Ontology annotation, biological process: rRNA processing; tRNA 5'-leader removal.